Molecule: messenger RNA, 1722 nt
Organism: Macrosiphum euphorbiae (potato aphid)
Lineage: Eukaryota; Metazoa; Arthropoda; Insecta; Hemiptera; Aphididae
Source: the annotation of a GenBank genome assembly
AUGACGUACCUUUGUUACAUUGUCGUUUUAAUAACGAUCGCGUUCAGUACAAAUGCUGAACCUGCGAAAUUGGAUUGGUGGCAGACCGGUGUCAUUUACCAAGUAUACCCAAGAUCGUUUAAAGACAGCAACGGCGAUGGCGUUGGAGACCUCAAAGGUAUAGAAGAAAUGGCUGAACAUUUUCAAGAAACAGGCAUUGGGGCCAUAUGGUUGUCGCCAAUAUUCAAAUCUCCCCUGGCUGAUUUCGGUUAUGACAUUUCCGAUUUUGUAAGCAUCGACAGCACCUACGGAACAAUGGAAGACUUUUUAUCGCUUCAGAGGAAACUUAAAUCGCUUGGCGUUCGUAUUCUAUUGGAUUUUGUGCCUAACCAUUCAAGUGAUGAACACGAGUGGUUUCAAAAAUCAGUCAAAAAAAUCGACCCUUACACCGAAUACUACGUGUGGCUGGACGGAAAAGUAGAUGAAAACGGUAACAAAAUACCUCCAAAUAAUUGGCGAAACAAUUUCGACGGGAGUGCUUGGGAGUGGUCUGCUGAAAGGGGACAAUACUAUUUGCAUCAGUUUGCGGCUAAACAACCAGACUUAAAUUACAACUCACCAGCUCUAUUAGAAGAAAUGAAGAACGUACUUCGAUUUUGGCUGGAUAUCGGCGUCGACGGAUUCCGCAUGGACGCUUUACCAUACAUUAUAGAAGACGUCAAGUUUGAAGACGAAUUAGUGAUCCAUCCAAGUAUAGUCGACGACAAUUACACAUAUGUUUUGCUAGAUCACAAGUUAUCUAGGGACCAACCGGGCACGUAUAAAAUUGUCGAAGAAUUUAGAGCCGUUUUGGAUGAAUACACUAACCAGGACGGAAACACAAGACUGAUGUUGGUGGAAGCGUACGCGUCCAUCAAUUAUACAAUGAUGUACUACAGCCAGCAGACACGCAGGGCUCACAUGCCGUUCAAUUUCAACUUUAUCACGUACUUGAACAAAACGUCGUCGGCAGUUGAUAUAAAGAAUACGAUCAAUCUGUGGUUGGAUAACAUGCCUCCGGGUCAAUGGGCCAACUGGGUGAUGGGCAACCACGACAACAAACGAGUGGCUUCGAGAUUCGGCCAGGACAUGGUGGACCCGAUGAACACGCUGGCGACGAUGUUACCGGGCACGGCGGUCACGUACAACGGAGAGGAAAUCGGAAUGGCCGACGGUACGAUAAGGUGGGAUCAGACGGUCGACCCAUUCGGCAAAAACGGCGGUAUGGCCAGAUACGAGGCUAACUCCAGAGACCCGUUCAGGACCCCAUUCCACUGGAACGAUUUUCAAAACGCCGGGUUUUCGACGUCCCAACGCACGUGGCUUCCCGUGAACAGCAACCAUUGGUAUCUCAACUUGGCCUUUCAAAAGUCGUGCUUCAGAAGUCACUAUCAGACGUACAAAACGCUGUUGCGACUCCGUUCAUCUCCGACAAUAGCACGAGGAAAUCUCACCAUGCACACGACGUCGGAUUGGGUUUUGAUUUUGACCAGACAAUUGGAAGGCCACGAGACCUUCUACAUUGUUUUAAACGUAGGGACAGAACAAGAAGCAAUUACUUUAAAUGAACAUUUUAAGGACGUACCUCUUUAUAUGAUUGUCCGCACUUCGAGCAUAAAUUCAUGGCACAGUGAAAAUGAUUAUAUUGAUACAACAAAGCCACUAGCAAUGCGACCCAAAUCGUCAUUAGUGUUAUCAUAUUGA